AUUCGACAGAAACAUAUAUAGGUAGCUGUCAACCAUUUCACCCACGUCAACAAGAAUAAUGUUGCUAUUAACACCAAUAUUGUUGCUGGUCGUUGCUUUCUUGCAACUUGUCCUGUCCAGUAACCAAAACUCCCUCCAUGGCAUCGCCUACGUCUCCGUGACGACUGACAAUUUGACCGCUUCAACGCAUUUCUACACUCAAGUACUCGGGGGUAUGCUGGUGCCAGAGUUGGCCUUCACCUUCAGCGGAGACUCUCACUAUUACCGGAUGUUCCAGAAGGAGAUCAUGGACGCCAGAACACAAGGGGUUGACCCUGCCCAGCUGGGAAUACCGGAUAUACGUGAUAACGGUACACACGAGGUGCGAGGUAACUUCAUCGUUUUUGACAACGGCAUCAUCCAACUGGUAGAGUAUGUGCUGAAAUCAUCUUCUGACAUUGUCUUCGACAUCCGUGAACGUCGCACCAGCCCCUGCUACAUCGCAGCCCCACAUAUAUGUUUCUGGGUCAAGGACGACGUGGAUUUCAACCAUUACAUUGCGGAACUAGAAAGAAGGUCACAUGAUCUUGGAUUUCAUCAGGUCAAGGUCAACAGACCAGUAACGGUUCACAACGAAGCUGAACGACUAGCCGUUCCCAAAAACCAGCUUGGUCUUACUUUUACCAGUGGAGACUUUGCUGGUUUAUCAUUCGCAUACUGGAAAGGCCCCAGAGGCGAGCAACUGGAACUAUACCAAAUUACAAAUCAAUCCAGGUACCACCUUGGCAGUGAUUAUUGCCGACGACAGGGCGUAGCCACAGCCUUCUUGGACAAUCAGUCUGACAACCAAUGGAAGAAAGCUGCUGGAGUCAGUGGUCAGCUUUACGGGAUGUUCCAGUUUGGAACAAGAACCGAUGACCUUUUCAAAUCCGUCAGCUUUUACACACAGGUCCUCGGUUCAGAGCUGGUUCAUAAACCACUACAGGCAGUGAACGUUCGAGGAGACGAUGUUGAAAACAUGUUGUUCCAGAAAGAAAUUCUUGAUGCGUUCUCUUGGGGAACUAAGCCCCGAGAUAUAGGGAUUGCAAAUAUUUCUAUGGCAGGAAAUGACAGACUUGACCAUAGAUUUAACCUUUUUGAUAACUAUGUAGUGGAAACUCUGUUAUACACUGCAGGAAGAUCUCUGUCAGAUCCCAAGUUCAAUCCCAGAUACAACUGGAGCAGUCCUGCCUACAUCAACAACAUGCACGUCGCCUUCUUCGUUGACUCCAACGUUGAUCUGAACAACUUCCUACAGAACGCGGAGAAAAAGGCUGCCAAGAAUAAGUUCCCUGAGUUUAAGAUCAAUAGAGCAGUUGAUGUGCAGACGUUAGGGGCUAGUGUUCCUGCAGCACAGUACAGUGAAGAGUUCACUGAUGGACCUCUGAAAGGUUUCAACUACGUGUAUGCUAAGGGUCCAGCAGGGGAACAGCAAUCCUUUGUUCAGUUCAAGGGUCCAGUGGAAGCCAAACUGAAGUCAGCCCUGUUAAAGUAUUCGGCAGUCAACACAGCCUUCAAGGAGACGAAUCCGUGGGUCAGGAAAGAAUAUGACUCCUUUUGUUCUAAAUAUACCAGUAAUCCUGUUAUUGGCUGAAAUAGUAUCCAGAAAUAAAUCUCAUUCAUCGAA
Haliotis rubra (blacklip abalone) is the source of this 1645-nucleotide messenger RNA. RefSeq lists its product as uncharacterized. NCBI's taxonomy places the organism in Eukaryota, Metazoa, Mollusca, Gastropoda, Lepetellida, Haliotidae. The record is from RefSeq and is a predicted model, not a curated record. The transcript is spliced from 2 exons. Bases 59 to 1612 code for a protein of 517 amino acids.